AUGAUUUUUCACACGCAAAUAGCCUCCAUCAUGGAGGUGCUAGCGAAUGCAGCCGUGGCAGAGAUCUGUAAACUCGUAGACGACGACUAUGCGGUGUUUCGUUUGGAAAUAAGUCAAAGCCAGAAAGAAAUCGUCGCAUUGCGGAGGAAACAACAGCUACUAGAACUGAAGGUGUCACGGGAGCGCGCAGAGAGAACAAUGCGAGAGCGCCUCCUCGCCAGUCGUCCCAGAAGUGUCAAGAUCCUCGACCGAUACAGAGGAAUGGCAAGAGGUGAAGGACAUCUCACUGGAGCCUACAGGAGCUUUGGGAAGCCAGUGGGACACAAUACAUGGAGAGAUAACCAGCCAAUCACCGUUGAUGAAGGGAGAGGAACCUCAACCCAGCAUGUUAUCAUGAUAGAGUCUGCAGAUGCAGAGGCGGCAGGUCCUGGAGGAUCAUCUCUGGUCAAGCAGGAAAGGUCUGAAGGAGAGGUGGACCCACGACACAGCAGAGACAUCCAGACUGGAGCAGCGGCUGUAGUUGCGCCCCUUGUUGCCAUGGAGGACCACGCGACUGCCGUGCAGCCCAGGACCCGACGCAGCAUCACAGAGGUCAAUGGAAUGCUGAAUGCCAUCGUCAAGUCAGACACAGAGACUUUAACACAAAGGCUCUUACACACAGGAUCUGACCUCAGGUCAGACCCAGAGAGACUGGGGCCGGGGCCACUGGGCUGUCCUCCUGCUCCUGGCUCAGAAUAUUUACUUUACGGUAAACCAAGCCCGAGGACGGCUCAUUCCCAUCGGGACUCAGGUGACGCAUUAGAGACUGGCAAUAAUCCGUCUUGUUCUUACACUACAGAGAUGGACCCUUGCAACAUGACCUUGGGUUUAGAGACCCAGACUGAUCUGUCUAGAGGGGACUGGAACCAGUACAGUAGUAGUGUAUACUCCGAAAGGUGCUUAGAUAAGAAAGGGGAGGGUUUGGUCGUAGAUGAAGUGACUGUGAAAGUGGAGGGCGACGUUCCUCCCACAUGGAAUGCAGAUAGUGACCUAAGAGACGGACACUCACAGGGCAGAGAUUUCUUAGAUUACAGGGAAUGCUUAGAAACUAAUCCAAAUGUCACGACCCACUCCCCUUUACUCGCUCUCAGAGAUCGCGACUUAGUGUCCUCAUCGAUGGGGCCUUCCGAUUCACACAACUGCCUUUUUGAUCACGUAUUGAACUCAAACGACAGGGCUGGAGCCCAGACUCAGGGGGGGGGAGCCACAUCAGGCAAUAGUAAAGAGAAACGGUUCCUCUGCAUGUUCUGUAGCAAAGGCUUCAGCUGCCCCCAAAAAGUGAAGAUCCACCAGAGGAUCCACACAGGGGAGAAACGCUUCAGGUGUACCCAGUGUCACAUGCGCUUUGCCCAGGCUGGUGACCUGAAGAGGCACCAGAGGGUCCACACAGGGGUGAAACCCUUCAGCUGUACCCAGUGUCAUAUGCGCUUCGCCCAGGCUGGCCACCUGAAGAGGCACCAGAGGGUCCACACAGGGGAGAAACCCUACAGCUGCCCCCAGUGUGAGAAGAGGUUCUCCCGCCAGGACCAGCUGAAGAUGCACCUGAAGGUCCACAUGGGAGAAAAGCUGUUAGCUUGUACGCACUGAGCUACCUCAGGAUACACCAGCAGAAAAACCAUUCCACUCUAUAACAUAGAAAGUAACCGUUCUACCCCACGCUUCUGAAGUUUAGAUCAAACCCUGCUUUGAAGGCAAAGAUUCAUUUUCAUUGUUGUCCGCAGAAAAGAUCGACAGACGCGUUUGGAGUAACAGGAGUAACAUAUUUCGGUGUUGAAUAUUCCUGGGUAGAAUAUUUUAUCCAGACAUUGUGUGAUUAAUAAUGCAUAUAUAAGCCUAGAAAGUAAAAUCAAAUUGUAUUUGUCACAUGCUUCGUAAACAACCGGUAUAGACUAACAGUGAAAUACUUACUUACGGGUACUUUUCCGACAAUGCCGAGUUAAUGAGAAAAAUUAAGAAAGAAAAUAGAAAGUAAUAAGAGUAAAAAAUAGACAGAGAAUAACAAUGAGUUAAAACAACAUGGCUAUAUACAGGGAGUGCCAGUACCAAGUCGAUGUGCAGGGAUACGAGGUAACUGGGAUAGAUUUGUACAUAUAGAUAGGUACUAGGCCUUACAAAAAAUUGUAUGUGUGGGGUACAGAGAUGGGGUAGUCCUUUAAAAAUCAUGUUAAACACUAAUAUUGCACACAGUGUCCAUGCAACUUAUUGUGUGACUUGUUAAGCACAGUUUUUUUUUGUGAACUUAUUUCGGCUUGCCAUAACAAAAUGGUUGAAUACCUAUUGACUCAAGACAUUUAAGCUUUUCAUUUUCCAUUAAUUUGUAAUCAUUUCUAAAAACAUAAUACCAGUUGACCAAGCGGUGAUGCAGCCAGUCAAGAUGCUCUUGUUGGUGUAGAACUGAGGGCCCAUGCCAAAUCUUUUCAGCCUCCUUAGGGUGAAGAGGCAUUGUCGUGCCCUCUUCACAACUGUGUUGGUGUGUUUGGACCAUGAUAGAUCCUUUGAUUUGGACACCAAAGAACUUGAAGCUCUUGACCUGCUCCACUACAGCCCCGUUGAUGUGAAUGAGGGCUUGCUCGGCAAUCUGUUUCCUAUAGUCCACGAUCAGCUCCUUUGUCUUGCCAACGUUGAGAGAAGGGCUGUUAUCCUGGCACGACACUACCAGGUCUAUGACCUCCUCCCAAUAGGCCACCGUCGUGUCGUCAGCAAACUUAAUGAGGAUGUUGGAGUAGUGCACGGCAGUUGUGGGUGAACAGGGAGUAAAGGAAGGGGACUAAGCACACACCCCGAGGGGCCCCCUUGUUGAGAUCAGUGUGGCGAAUGUGUUGUUGCCUACCCUUCUGGUUGGGAUACGUACGUACGGUCAUUGUGGGGACGACAUCGUUGGUGCACUUAUUAAUGAAGCUGGUGAUCAAUGUGGUAAACUCUUCAAACAGUCCUGUAGGAUAGCAUCCACUUCAUCAGACCACUUCCGGGACCACUUGCACUGGUAUUUUCCAUUUGAGUUUUUGCUUGUAAGCAGGAAUCAUGAGGAUAGCGUUAUGGUCAGAUUUGCCAAAUGGAGGGUGAGGUCGAGUUUUGAUGCGUUUCUGUGUGUGGAGUAAAGCUGAUCUAGAGUUUGUUUUUCGCUUUCAGUUGCACAGGUGACAUGCUGGUAGAAAUGAGGUAAAACGGAAUUCAGUUUCACUGCAUUAAAAUAACCGGCCACUAGGAGUGUUUUUUUUCUUGUAUUGUCUUGUUUGCUUAUGGCCCUAUACAGUUUGCAUCGGUUUGUACUUAGACAGCUACAAAAAAUACAGAUGGAAAUUCUCUUAGUAAAUAGUAUGUUCUACAGCUUAUUGUGUGGUAUUCUAGCUCAGGCAAACAGAACCUUGAGACUUCCUUAAUAUUAGAGAUCAGGCAUCAGCUGUUGUUAACAAAGAGACACACACACCUCCCCCUGAGUUUACCCAAAGCUGCUGUUCUGUCCUGCUGAUGCAUAGAAAAACCAGCCAGAUGUAUAUUGUCCUUGUUCAGCCAGGACUCAGAGAAACAUAGGAUAUUACAGGUCUUCAGGUCCCGUUGAUAGGAUAGUCUCGAACAGAGCUAGUCCAGUUUGUACUCCGUGAUUGUAUGUUCGCCAAUAGAACGGAGAGUAGAUGCGUUUUUUUUACUUGGCGACGCAGUUUUGUCAGGGUGCCCGCAAGUCAGCCUCGCUUUCACCGCCGCCUCUUUCUCCUCACAGUCUCUGUUUCAUGAAAAUAUGGCUCUCUGUGGACAUGCUGUCGGAGUCGGUACAGCCACCAGGAUUCUUUGUGCGCCGCUCCGACAGGAAUUAACAUCUCUCCAGGAAGAAGAAGGUCGGGGGUGUAUGUUUCAUGAUUAACGAUUGGUGUAAUUGUAACAACUUACAGGAACUCAAGUCCUUCUGUUCACAUGACCUAGAAUUUCUUACAAUCAAAUGCCGACCGUAUUAUCUCCCAAGAUAAUUAUCGUUGGUUAUUGUCACAGCCGUGUAUAUCCCCCCUCAAGCCGAUACCACGGCGGCCCUCAAGGAUCUCCACUGGACUCUAUGCAAACUGAAAACCAUAUAUCCUGAGGCUGCAUUUUUGUAGCUGGGGACUUUAAUAAAGCAAAUUUGAGAACAAGGCUAUCUAAAUUCUAUCAGCAUAUUGAUUGUAGUACCCGGGCUGGCAAAACACUGGAUCACUGCUACUCUUACUUCUGGGAUGCAUACAAGGCCCCCCAUUCGGCAAAUCUGACCACGACUCCAUUUUGCUUCUCCUCUCCUAUAGUCAGAACUCAAACAGGAUGUACCCGUGACAAGGACCAUUCAACGCUGGUCUGACCAAUCGGAAUCCACACUUCAAGAUUGUUUUGAUCACGCGGACUGGGACAUGUUCCAGGAAGCCUCAGAAUAAUAUUGAUUUAAAUGCUGAUUCUGUGAUUGAGUUUAUAAGGAAGUGCAUAGGAGAUGUUGUACCCAUUGUGACUAUUAAAACCUAUCCUAACCAGAAACCAUGGAUGGUGCCAUUUGUGCAAAACUGAAAGCGCAAACCUACGCAUUUAACCAUGGAAAGAUGACUGGGAAUAUGGCCGAAUACAAACAGUGUAGUUAUUCCCGCCGCAAGGCAAUCAAACAAGUGAAAUGUCAGUAUAGGGACAAUGUGGAGUCGCAAUUCAACGGCUCAGACACGAGACGUAUGUGGCAGGGUCUACAGACAAUCACUGUCAACAAAAAGAAAAUCAGCCACGUCACUGACACCAAUGUCUCACUUCCAGACAAACGAAACACCUUUGGCCGCUUUGAGGAUAUCACAGUGCCACCGACACAGUGCCCACUAACCAAGGACAGCGGGCUCUCCUUCUCCAUGGCCGACGUGAGUAAGACAUUUAAACAUGUUAACCCUCGCAAGGCAGCCGGCCCAGACGGCUUCCCCAGCCGCGUCCUCAGAGCAUGCGCAGACCAGCUGGCUGGUGUGUUUACAGACAUAUUCAAUCUCUCCCUAUCCCAGUCUGCUGUCCUCACAUGCUUCAAGAUGGCCACCAUUGUUCCUGUACCCAAGAAGGCAGAGGUAACUGAACUGAAUGACUAUCGCCCCGUAGCACUCACUUCUGUCGUCAUGAAGUGCUUUGAGAGACUAGUCAAGGAUCAUAUCACCUCGACCUUACCAGCCACCUAGACCCACUGCAACUUGCAUACCGCCCCAAUAGGUCCACAGACGAUGCAAUCGCCAUCACACUCCACACUGCCCUAUCCCAUCUGGACAAGAGGAAUACCUAUGUAAGAAUGCUGUUCAUUGACUACAGCUCAACAUUCAACACCAUGGUACCCUCCAAGCACAUCAUUAAGCUUGAGGCCCUGGGUCUCAACCCCACCCUGUGCAAUUGGGCCCUGGACUACCAGACAGGCCGCCCCCAGGUGGUGAAGGUAGGAAACAUCUCCACUUUGCUGAUCCUCAACACUGGGGCCCCACAAGGGUGUGUGCUCAGCACCCUCCUGUACUCCCUGUUCACCCAUGACUGCAUGGCAUUGCACGCCUCCAACUCGAUCAUCAAGUUUGCAGACAACACAACAGUAGUUGGCUUGAUCACCAACAACGACGAGACAGCCUAUAUGGAGGAGGUGAGGGUAUUCUGAGUGUGGUGUCAGGAAACCAACCUCUCACUCAACGUCAACAAAACAAAGGAGAUGAUCGUGGACUUCAGGAAACAGCAGAGGGAGCACCUCCUAUCCACAUCGACGGGACAGUAGUGGAGAAGGUGGAAAGUUCCUCGGGCAUACACAUCACGGACAAUCUGAAAUGGUCCAUCCACACAGACAGUGUGGUGAAGGCGCAACAGUUCCUCUUCAACCUUAGGAGGCUGAAGAAAAUUGUCUUGUGACCUAAAAAAACUUUUACAGAUGCACAAUUGAGAGCAUCCUGUCGGGCUGUAUCACCGCCUGGUACGGAAACUGCACCGCCCACAACCGCAGGGCUCUCCAGAGGGCAUUGCGGUCUGCACAAUGCAUCACCAGGGGCAAACUACCUGCCCUCCAGGACACCUACAGAACCCGAUGUCACAGGAAGGCCAAAAGGAUCAUCAAGGACAACAACCACCCGAGCCACUGCCUGUUCAUCCCGCUACCAUCCAGAAGGCGAGGAGGAGGAGGGUCCAGAGGUGCUGCUGGUGAAGGAGGAGGGGUGUGAGGAGGAUCUGGGGAACACUGAGGGGACCAUGGUCAUGGAGGACAACCAGACUACACCUCCUGAACCCACAGAGGAACCAGCUGAGCAGCACAGGACCACACAUUCUCACUGAGAUGAGCCCACUGUGAAUGGCAUUAGGUCAGGGCCCUAGUGCUGAUCUGCAACAUCCUUUCACUCUGUAUCUCUUACAGUCAGUAGACAUGGAGGAUGGGAAGCCUGAUCUGCUGCUGGUCAAAGAGGAGACAAUAGAAGACGGACCAGAGAGCAUUGACCUGCUGAGUGGACAAAAGAUGGGGGAGCAUCUUAGCCUGCCGCCAAACAUCUGCAGGAAGAGGUUUUAACCUCAUAACAGUUGCUGCCUUUAGCCUGCCUGCUACAGGAGAUAUCAACUGGAAGAUGGACCCUGCGAAAACACAGACUCUCCCUUGCCUUUGUCCUCCUCAUACUUUCCUAAUGUUAAACCAGACCUCAGACAAUAUCAGUGCUUCAACAGUAAAUGGCUACACAAGCCCAGUGACAAAUAACAGUAGUGGAGAUGGAAUCAAUAAAGGCGGAAGCACCAAAGAGAAGCGCUUCCUGUGUUCAUUCUGUGGGAAAGCCUUCCGUUUCCUCGAACUGUUGGAGAUCCACCAGAGGAUGCACAUGGGGGAGAAACCAGUUGGCUGCCACAUGUGCCAGGUCAGUUUCUCCCACUUGUCCCACCUGAAGAGGUACAAGAGGGUCCACAAAAGAGGGAAAUCUUACAGCUGGGCCCAGUGUGAGAAGAGGUUCAGCACCAGCUGUCGAUGCCCCUGGAGGUCCACAUGGGAGCGAAGCCGUUCGCCUGAAUGCACUGCGGGAAGAGGUUCUCAGAGAGGAGUUACCUCAGGAUACACCAGCAGAACAUGCACACGGCCCAUGUAUAGUGACAUGUAAUGUAGUACUAGUUAGUUUAUAGUUCAUUCUGUUGGUUUUGGAUGUAGUAGGGAACUGGAUGAGGUGAACUGAGGAAAGAAUGAGCAUGAUGAGGCAGAGUAGAUGAUAUGCUGAUGGUUUGUGUGAUGGAGUCUGUAAAAAAGGUUAACUUAUGAAGAGUGACAACCUUGUCCAUUUAGGUUGAUACGGGUGUUUUAUAGUAAGAUAAUGAUAGUGCCUUAAUUAAUAUUUACUUGACAAGAAGUAGUGAAGCUGUGUGUAAUGUUAAACCUUUAAAUACAAAAUCAACUUACGUUUUUGUUGUUGACAGAGACUCCACCACAACCACCACCACACAGAACACAACCAGUGGACAGGAGGACUGAACAACCUCAGUCCUGGUGGUCAUCAGAAAGACAGAGGCUCCAGUCAGGGAUCCAGUCUGCAGCCCAGACCCUUCUCUUCAGUCUCAGUGCAGGGAUGAAGCAGGGCCUGGUAGAGCUAGACCCUCCUGUUCCUAUGAUACAAACACCACAGUACCCAUGUUGAACAGAGCAGGUCACCCUGGACUUCAAGCAUUCACCAUGAGAGGUACCUAGCCUAUAACACAGCACACAAUUCCAACAACACCCCAACAAUGGCUAGCGGUCAAGGAGGGAGCUCAAUGACUAACCACCUGAAGGUGGUUGCUCCCGCUUCUACCUCUGGUGUCAUUCACAACAUGGAGAGGCCCUUCAAGUGUAAACUGUGUUAAAAUAUCUUCUCCUUCCUGAGUAACCUUACCAGACAUUGGAGUGUUCACAAGGGGAAGAAAUUGUAUCAGUGUGGCUUGAGAUAUAUCAAAAAAUAUUUCAUUAAACUAGGCAAGUCAGUUAAGAACCUAUUAUAAUGACGGCCUAACCCGGGCGAUGCUGGGCCAAUUGUGCUCCACCCUAUGGGACUCCCAGUCAUGGCCAGUUGUGAUACAGCCUGGAAUCGAACCUGGGUCAGUUGUUGUUAAGGGAAUUUUUAUCUAUAAUGACUAAUUGAAAUGUAUACAUAAUCAGGAUGAAUUAAAAUACUAUUAUGUUACUGUACGUGUAUGAAUUUUCUCUCUUGCUCCCAUUUCCAAUUGUAUAUAAUGUAGUCAGGAGUUUAGAACAAUGCCUUGGUACAAAUGAAUGAACUAUCUCCAGACUGUCUAGAAUGCUUAUCUACACUGACUGACCUUGGCUGUAGGCGAGCAGGGAAGGCUUGAGAACUAUAGGGCCUUUCUACCAGUGUCAAGAAGAGAUGGAACAUUUAGAAAACGCUGACGUCAUUUUCAGUUUAUAACCUGUGGUAAAAUGUGUAUGAACGGAGUACUCUCUUGAAUUAAAGGCUGUUACCUGAC
This is a messenger RNA of Oncorhynchus masou masou (cherry salmon), 8469 nucleotides long. RefSeq names its product zinc finger and BTB domain-containing protein 18-like. Gene Ontology annotation, molecular function: DNA-binding transcription factor activity, RNA polymerase II-specific; RNA polymerase II cis-regulatory region sequence-specific DNA binding. Lineage: Eukaryota; Metazoa; Chordata; Actinopteri; Salmoniformes; Salmonidae. Gene Ontology annotation, cellular component: transcription regulator complex; chromatin; PcG protein complex. Bases 1 to 1626 code for a protein of 541 amino acids. The record is from RefSeq and is a predicted model, not a curated record. The transcript has 4 exons. Gene Ontology annotation, biological process: regulation of transcription by RNA polymerase II.